Molecule: messenger RNA, 2794 nt
Organism: Cottoperca gobio
Lineage: Eukaryota; Metazoa; Chordata; Actinopteri; Perciformes; Bovichtidae
Gene: arfgap3
Product: ADP-ribosylation factor GTPase activating protein 3
Exons: 16
Coding region: 96-1694 (532 amino acids)
Biological process (GO): COPI coating of Golgi vesicle
Molecular function (GO): GTPase activator activity
Source: RefSeq, a predicted model, not a curated record
UCUAUUGACGUGUCGUAUUCUGUUAUUGAGGAAAAACACAGGGCAGAUUUUCAUGCUACUUCUAACCACCGGAUAUUAUUACCGACAGACUGACAAUGUCAGAGCCCAUCAAGCAGGAUAUCGCAGCUAUUUUUAAGCGACUUCGCUCCAUUCCUACGAAUAAGGUUUGCUUUGACUGCUCAGCUAAAAACCCCAGUUGGGCCAGCAUCACCCAUGGUGUGUUCCUGUGUAUAGACUGCUCCGGGACACACAGGUCUCUUGGGGUGCACUUGACCUUUAUUAGGUCCACUGAGCUGGAUUUCAAUUGGUCAUGGUUUCAGCUAAGAUGUAUGCAAGUGGGAGGCAAUGCCACUGCGAUUUCAUUUUUCAGUCAGCAUGGAUGCACAACCAAUGCUGCCAACACCAAGUACAACAGCCGGGCUGCUCAGCUGUACAGAGAGAAGAUAAAGACUUUAGCCACACAAGCCACCAGAAGCCAUGGCACUGAGUUGUGGCUCGACAGUCAGGCGCCUCUCUCCCCGACAUCACCACCAGAAGACAAGCAGGUGGAUUUCUUCAGUCUGCAUUCACAGGGUCUGCCUGAAAAUUUGAAUAUGGCCAAAAUGAGUCUCAGCUCCUCCACAUCAGAGAAGCCUGUAACCGGGGGGAAAGAGGAAGACAACAAUGGUAAUUUAGACGAGGGUCCUAGUGUGGAUAUGCUGAGUGUUUCCCCAAAACAAAACCCAGAGCUUUCCUCUCUUCUUAAGAAGAAGCCAACUGCUGCCAAGAAAACCUUGGCCUCUAAGAAGGGCGGUCUGGGCGCUCAGAAGGUUAGCAGUAAGAGCUUCUCAGAGCUGGAGAAGAAGGCUCAAGCUGCCGACAAGCUGAGAGAGAGAGAUGAGAGCACUGGUGCUGCCAAGAAGAACUACAAAUCUGAGGAAUCCAUCACUCCAUCCCUGCGACUGGCCUGUAAAGAUUUUGAGCAGCAGAGGAAAAUAGAGGAGAAGAAGUUGAAGGGAUUAGAGGGGAAUAAGAAAGAGCAAGCAGAGAGACUGGGCAUGGGUUUGGGCAUGAGGAGUACAGUGUCUCACUCUGUGACCGCGGACAUGCACAUCAUCCAGCAGGAGAGUCCCCUGGGAGCCAAGACCACCAAAGCACGCCGGUUCACUGAGGACGAUGAUGACGGAGGGUCCUUCAGCUCUAGGGUCUUGUCCCGGUUCGAGGAGCAGGCGGAGACCUCAGACAGUUUCUCCUCGCGCUGGGAUGAUAAAGGCGAGGGAGGAGGCUGGAUGAAGGAGAGCAAGAAACCAGAGCCGGACUUCUUCUUGACCUCCUCUAUAUCAUCACUGAAUGACAGGCCCACAUCCAGAAGAAAACCAGAAGCCGUACCGGUGUCAGACACAGGAGAAGCUCAGAAGAAAUUUGGAGUUGACGUGAAAGCCAUCUCCUCUGACAUGUACUUUGGAAAGCAAGAUAACUCUGAGUACGAGGCCAAAACACGGCUGGAAAGAUAUGCUGGGAGUGCAGCUAUAAGUUCAGCAGACCUGUUCGAUGAUCCAAAGAAACAAGCUGCAAGCUCGUAUCGUCUGACCAACGUGCUGCCCAGUGCUCCUGACAUGUCGCAGCUCAAACUGGGAGUGCGCUCAGUCGCAGGAAAACUCUCCGUCAUGGCCAGCGGCGUAGUCAGCUCAAUUCAGGAUCACUACAGCACUUGAGUCAUGACGUGUGUCCUCUUCAGCGUCCUUGUAGUCAUCCUCCUGUUUAACCGAGUCAGAUUCCCAGUGAGUGGUGGCAACUCAUCCUGGGAGCAAAGGAAGUGCAAAUCUGCUCCGUGACGGCAUCAAAAUUGACCCCCCCAAAUAACCCUGUAUACAUCUAUAUCUAGUUUUUUAUCCGAUAAUGUAUAUACAGUUGUUAGACUCAAAAGGAUCAAGCACAAUAUUUUUUUGUGGACUUACGUUCCCUCGCUGGCAUCUUAAAGGGAGAUCUCUGUGCAUAGCUUUGCCGUUUAUUGCUUUUGUUUUGCUCUGAGGGGUUUAAAUAUUUAGAAGUAAUAUAUGUAGCAGAGAGUUUAUGGUGUUUUGAAGGAUAGUUUUUGAUUCCUUUAGUUGAUGAGGUUGUUGUUUGAAAGUGUCCUUUCCGUCCUCAAAGUGCUCUUAUGUUUGCUCCUCCACAGACAGGGCCAACGCUUGAUAAAGAGGCCUUGGGAGGACCAGAUAUAUAUUAAUCAUGCACACUAUCAAUUAUGUAAAUUAAAAAUUGGCUUCAUUGUCUUGCGAAUAGUUAUUCUUUGUUCUCGUAGGCCAUCUGUUAUUAUAACAGGAUACGAUGGCGUGAAACCUCAGCAGCUAUUAUGAAGUGAGUUUUCUUCCGAGACUACGAUGAGAAGAUCGAUGCCACUCAGGAUAGUGGUUUUAAGCUUCUCGUCCGAGUGCGUUCCUUUUUAUUCCCGACUUAACGACAUUAGAAAGACCCGGCUCGAUGUAGGACAGUUGCACCAUGUGUGUAGUUUUGUUUUUUCUUCUCAAUCCUGUUGCUUGGAAUCAGACUCUUUAAGACGUUCAAUAAUAUGUUGUAUAAGAUGUAUUCAAUUUCAAGGGGUGCCUUUUUUGGUUUUAAUUUGUCGCUGCUUUUUGUUGUUAUUUGUGUUUACACGUCUGCUGUGACUUUCUACGUUGCCCCCCCAUUUGGUCAUAAAUUGAAUGGCAGUGGGACCUCUUUGUAGCUUUCAGGCCCCGUUGUACAGCAACACAUGUCCACUUCAAAUAUGAAUGUAAAGAUUCCCUUUAAAGCCUUCAUCUUUUUGUUGCGAUAA